AUGGGCCAGAGGAGCUGCAGGCGCCCCGAUAGUCUCGGCAGAGGCGGGGGGCGUAGGCACCCCGGGGACAUGACGGCUUCUCCCCGAGACCCCAAGGACCAGGAGCUCUCGGGAAUUGAGAACGGCGGGGCCAGGGUGCGGGAGCAGGGGAAGACGCGGGAUGAGGACAAGGAGGAGGAGGAGGAGAAAACUCCUUUCACACUGUCCGGGGACUCGCUGUCCCGGGGGGCGCAGAUACCACGGGCGGGGAGAACGAGCGGGGACAAGGACAGCACGGAGGGGGAGGAGGAUCCCGAGCUGUGUCCGCCCCCGCGGGGCAGGUCGAGCCGCACGGCGUCCCUGGUGAGCGGGCUGCUCACCGAGCUGUACAGCUGCCCGGAGGACGAUGGGGUGGGGGGCAGCUGGGGCCGGGGGCGUCGGGGGCGCCAGGACAGCGUGGACAGCUCCACCGAGGCCUCGGGAGGCUCCGACGCCUUCCUGGGCGGUCGUGUCCUGCAGGAGCUGCUGGAGAGGCAAAGCCAGAGGCACCAGAUCCAGUACCUGAGACAGAAAGAUAUCGGCGAACUGAAGGCAACCCUUCGAGAGCUGACAUACAGCAUCACUCUUCAGUCGGCAAAGUUGCUUCGUUACCUGAAGCAAAAAGAUCGGCUUCUGCACAAAGUGCAACAGAACUGUGACAUUGUGACGGCGUGCUUGCAGGCUGUAUCCCAGAAGAGAAGGGUUGACACGAAGUUGAAGUUCACUCUUGAGCCAUCUUUAGGUCAAAAUGGUUUUCAGCAGUGGUAUGAUGCUCUCAAGGCUGUAGCUAGACUUUCAACUGGGAUACCAAAGGAAUGGAGGAGAAAGGUUUGGUUGACCUUGGCAGACCACUACUUGCAUAGUAUAGCCAUUGAUUGGGAUAAAACCAUGCGAUUCACUUUCAAUGAAAGAAGUAACCCUGAUGACGAUUCCAUGGGAAUUCAGAUAGUAAAGGAUCUUCACCGAACAGGCUGUAGCUCUUACUGUGGCCAGGAGGCAGAGCAAGACAGAGUGGUGUUAAAGAGAGUUCUGCUGGCCUAUGCCAGAUGGAACAAGUCUGUUGGGUAUUGCCAAGGCUUCAAUAUCCUGGCUGCACUUAUCCUAGAAGUGAUGGAAGGCAAUGAAGGGGAUGCGCUGAAAAUCAUGAUUUACCUCAUUGACAAGGUACUUCCAGAAAGCUACUUUGUCAAUAAUCUCCGGGCAUUGUCUGUGGAUAUGGCAGUCUUCAGAGAUCUCUUGAGGAUGAAACUCCCUGAAUUAUCUCAGCACCUGGAUACUCUUCAGAAAACUUCAAACAAGGAAGGAGGAGGUGGAUAUGAGCCCCCACUUACAAAUGUCUUCACCAUGCAGUGGUUCCUAACCCUCUUCGCUACAUGCCUCCCUAAUCAUACAGUUUUAAAGAUCUGGGAUUCUGUCUUCUUCGAAGGUUCUGAAAUCAUACUGAGGGUAUCCCUGGCCAUCUGGGCGAAAUUAGGAGAACAGAUAGAAUGCUGUGAAACAGCUGAUGAAUUCUACAGCACCAUGGCAAGACUGACUCAGGAGAUGCUGGAGGACAAUCUAAUUGAAAGCAAUGAACUCAUGCAGACUGUUUAUUCCAUGGCCCAGUUCCCUUUUCCUCAGUUGGCAGAGCUAAGAGAGAAAUACACCUACAACAUUACUCCAUUCCCAGCCGCAGUCAAACCCACUUCGGUUUCUGGGCGGCUUGGCAGGAACCGAGACAGUGAUGAAGAGAAUGACCUAGACGACGAGGAUGCGAUCGUCAAUGCAGUUGGGUGUCUUGGGCCCUUCAGUGGAUUCCUGGCCCCGGAACUACAGAAGUAUCAAAAGCAAGUUAAAGAUCCAAAUGAAGAACAGAGUCUGGGCUCUAAUAACAUUGCUGAGCUAAGUCCAGGAGCAAUAGAUUCCUGUCGCAGUGAGUACCAUGCAGCCUUUAACAGCAUGAUGAUGGAGCGGAUGACAACAGAUAUCAAUGCCCUGAAGCGACAAUAUUCCAGAAUUAAAAAGAAGCAGCAGCAGCAGGUUCACCAGGUGUAUAUCCGGGCAGAUAAAGGGCUAGUGACCAGUCUCCUCCCAUCUCAGGUAAAUCAUUCUCCCGUUAUAAACCACCUUCUUUUGGGGAAGAAAAUGAAAACAACCAACAGAGCUGCUAAAAAUGCGGUCAUCCAUAUUCCUGGUCACACAGGAGGCAAACUGUCUCCCGUUCCCCACGAAGACCUUAAGACCAAGCUCAACUCUCCUUGGCGUACCCACAUCCGUGUUCACAGAAAGAACAUAAGCAGGACCAAGAGCCAGCUGGGCUGCGGGGACACCAUUGGGCUGAUUGAAGAGCAGAACGAAGGCUGUAAGACCACCAGCCUGGCAACAGCAGAGGAUCCGCCCCACGCCAGCGCAGGGAAGGCUGGGAAAGAUGGCAGCAGCUCUGAAGACAGCACAAGUAGGACAAUUGAUGGACAGUCUCCCGAGCCUGUGUUUAGAGAUGCCGAUGCAAAUGUGGCAGAGGUCCAUCUGAAGCUAGAAGCCUUGGAACUUAAUGAAAGGAGGGCCAUUGAAACAGAACCCAGGGCGAACCAGCAUGGACUUGAGCCCCAGAUACCCAUCAAGCCUACCCAAGCCAGCUAUCCAAAAGCACCCAUCUUUAGCCCCUUCCCCAGCGUCAAGCCGCUUCGCAAAUCAACCGCGGCCAGGAAUUUGGGACUAUAUGGCCCAACAGAAAGAACGCCAACUGUCCACUUCCCCCAGAUGAGCAGAAGCUUUAACAAAUCUUCUAGCGGCAACAGCGGUACUAAGAAGCGAUGACAUCCUAUUAGCACCGUAUAGUCUGGUCAGUCCUUUUUUAUAGUGUUGUGGGUGUUCAGUCUCACAAUCUCCAAAAGAGUUUUUAUUUUCCAGAUUAAAGAAAAAAGCAAAAGGAUGAGCAAAGAAGAAUGCCGAAACCAGCAUUUGAGAAUUGUGGUUCUCCCAACAGGAGUUAGAUAGGAGAGUUGCAAUGUGGGAUAGCAAGUGACCAUAUCCACCCAGGGAAUGAAGAGUAAAGAUUUUAUGGAACAGUAAACUUGUGCGGUUUUUGUGUCAAGUAUAUUUCUGCUUUUUUCAUCGUGAACUAUUUAAAAGGCUUAUCUUUCUCCAGACUGUUAACCCUUGCUCCUUCUUCCUAUGUCGUGGGCCUCUAGGGUCCCGGUGACCGCUCCCCAAAUCUCCAGUUUGUGUAUUUUAUCAGCAUUCACACACAGGUACACGUUUGCUUGCUGUGACAAGAACUGUGGAAUAUAAGAUUUCACAUCAGUUUCACCAGCUUCCUGAUUUUCCCCUGUGUGUAUGUAUGUAUGUGUGUGUGUGGGUGUAUAUAUGUGUGUGUGUGUACAUAUUUGUGUAUGAAGGCAUGUUUUUGCUAUGGUAGUUUAUUUUAGCUGGUAACAAAUUUCCAUUUUAUCCUUAUGCUAAAAGGCUGGGGAGGAAAUCGAGGAAGUCUUUCUGUAACUUUGUAUUUUUGCCUAGUUACCUACCUGAACACAAAACAGUUUCAUUUGUGGAAACCCAGUGUCUGGCUCACGAUGACACUCGUAACUUCUGAUGCACAGAACACAGCUGGGUCAUGUGUUAAUAGCAGUUGGAGUCUAUGCUUUCUUCCCACUGAACAAUUCCCAAGUUCGCUCCAUUUGAUUUGCUGUAAGUUCCUUCCAAAUUAUAGGUGUACUUUGGUAUUCAUGACUCAAUAGUUGGUGAUUUAGUUUGUUAAGACAUUCUUGGCAUGCUACAAGAGUGUACAGAAAACAUAAUGGACCUUGCACCCAUCUUCAAAAGCCAAGACAAACGUAGCUAUGGAUAAAUUAGUUAUUUGACACCCGGGCUCUUGUGGAGAGAACACUGUUUGUUACUGGAAUGUGGCCUUGUUUCAGAGGAGGGAGACCGUACUUCAUCUUUGCCUUGUUCAUUCGUCAUCAGGGCCCGCUGUAAUCAAGACUACCACCAUUAUUUCCACUUUACAGAUGGAAACUGAGCCCCACUCACACAAAGCAGAAUGCCAGUGAGUCAAGAUAAACACCCCCUGCUGAUCAUUUUGACUUAGACCUGUCUCCUUCAGUGAUAAGCAGGUACAGUGGCCGCAACAAUGUCAACACUGACACUGAAAGGCCAUUUGCCAGGACUGUGUAAGUGACUCCAGGGCCUGUGGGGUUGGUUUCUCCUGCCAAAUGGUGUAGAGUCCUACCACGGAGUGCCAGGGAACCAACUCAGAUUUUCUGAGCCUUAAAAGGGAGCUCAUUCUUCAUGCAGCUGUCUUCUGGCUGAACAAGAGGUUUCAUUUCCCCCUCAAGCCCUUAAAGGGAACAGAUUGAGCCUCUUUCAGCUUAGUCUGCAAAAACCAGGCGGAGGUUGUUUUAGAAAUGCAAGAAGCAUGAAUUCCAUUGCGCUUGUGUUGCUGAUGCCGAAACUAAAUUUUUAUAAUGGUCCUUUUAGGAUGAAAAGGAUGUGAUUUGUGUGUGGGUUAAGUGAAGAUUAAAAAUGAUGCAUACAAUGAAGGAAAGAGAACACUGUCAUUUUUUUCUUCCUCUUUUUUGCCCCUCUCCCAAGAAUUAAAAAUGGAAAAAUAUGACGAAUAAUUCAUCGCAGCUUUUAUCCUGAGUUUCAUGACAUCCAAAGGCAACGUUUCAGGAAAAAGAGUGGAAGCACACUUGGGAUAACCUCUCCUAUGUCCCAUCCCCUACCCCCCAAAGAGAUCACUUUUUCCCAAGUGAGAUUUUGGAAUUUUUCCUCCAUUAGUAAGAUUUUAAGAAUAAGAACGGUACCACCUAAACUUUUUUUGGGGUGGGGUGUGGCAAUGAAGGUUAAGUAACUUGCCCAGGGUCACACAGCUAGUCAAGUGUUUGAGGCCAGAUUUGAACUCAGGCCCUCCUGAAUCCAGAGCUGGUUCUUUAGCCACUGUACCACCUAGCGGCCCCAGUCUUCCUAGUUCUUAAGAAGGAAGCCCUCAUUUCAAUGCCUCAUUCACUGUAACAAUUCCUACGAAUCAAGACAACCCAGACUAUAAAAAAAAUUCAGGCCCAGGUAUUAAAAUUUUUUUUUUAGAGUUGACAGAUUCUUCUUAAAGAAGACUCUUGUACUAGCCAAACUCUCAUUCAACCCAAAAGGCAUUUAUUAAGGGCCUACGAUAUGCAAGGCUCUGUGAAAAGACUGGCCUAAAACUGUAUCCCAGGUAAUUAAAACUGUGAAUCAAUUAGAUUAGGCACCUUUUCCUGCUUUAUAGAAUAAAACAAGUCUGUGUAGAAUUAUAUAGUAUGUAGAAAGGCUCAUUCUUAGUCACUGUCACCUUUUUACCCACUGAGAGUGGUAUGCAGGUCCCAGGAGUAAUUAAAGGACUCUUUACUGCCAGCUUUAUUGAUACUGUAUUGUCAAACAUUUCCCUUGGGAGAGGAUACAUUUAGAUGUUUCUGUACCUCCUUCUUCCUCUUAUAUCGGUCUUUGAAAUACCUGAAUCUAAUUGUGCAUGUUCACAUCACAUUGCUUCCAACCUUCUUCCCCUUUUUAUGGAAAGCUAUAUGUAUCACAAAAGUGUGUGCACGAUCCUUCUCUCCAUGCCAUAUAGAUAGAUCGAUGCCCUUUCAUAAGUCUGAACAGACAGAGAGAAGCUCAUGUCCUUUCCUCCUAUUCACCCAGGCUCAGAAAGCACCGUAAGAAGCAGUUGCUUGCUUCCCUGGCCCAAAUAAAGCAUUGGACAAAUACGGGUCUCUGGUUUGCCCAUUGUCUUGUCAAGAGAUGGAUUCUAAUGGCAAUGUAAAGCACUUUCUUUUUAACUUGGGGAGCAGAGUUGGGGGGGGGGAAUCUUUAAGGGACAGGAUUUUGCAUUUAGCCCCAAUUAGGAUGGUGAUAGAAAGAUCUCAAUGAAGGGGGAGUAGCUGAACUAAACAUGAUUUGGAGUUGUGGGACACAGAGGAGCAUGGGAACUAGACUUUUCCUUUUGGGGUGUGUGUGUGUGUGUGUGUGUGUGUGUGUGUAAUUGAGAUGCUCCUUUUGAAAGUUUAUAUUAUAUUGAAUGCCUUCUGCAUGACAAGUAAUCCGGAUGAAAGUUGGAAUUGGCAGGUGGGUGAAUGGAAAGAAGGGAGGAGGGAAAAGAUAGAUUGAAUGUCAUUUUAGAAAUGAUCUGAAGUUUUCAUAGUGUACAAUCCACCUAUUUAAAGUCUGUGCUUUUUACUGUGCAUCUCACUGGGAUAUUUUGUGACUGAUAUUUUCUUGUCUUUUGUCAGGCCUUUGUGGAAAAAAAACUUUUUCCUGUUUAAAUAUUUAAAGAAUGAUUAUGAUGAAUAAAACUGUGAAUUUUUGAUUGUA
Dromiciops gliroides (monito del monte) is the source of this 6339-nucleotide messenger RNA. RefSeq names its product TBC1 domain family member 30 (gene TBC1D30). NCBI's taxonomy places the organism in Eukaryota, Metazoa, Chordata, Mammalia, Microbiotheria, Microbiotheriidae. The record is from RefSeq and is a predicted model, not a curated record. Gene Ontology annotation, cellular component: endoplasmic reticulum.